UGCAGCAAACAGCAACCAACCUCAUCAACUAAUCCACUACAAUGUCUUCUUCUUCAGUUACACUCUUCUUCUUCUUCUUUGCUUCCACAUUCCUCUACACUUCAUCAAACUCAUUCAACAUCACAAACAUCUUAAACCAAAACAAUGAGUUCUCCAUUUUCAACAACCUUCUCUCCCAAACCGGACUCGCUUCCACCAUCAACUCCCGUCAAACCAUAACCGUCCUCGCGCUUUCCAACGACGCAAUGUCCUUCUUCUCAACCAUCCAAUCAAUCGAAGAGAACAAGAUACGCCUCAGCCUCCACGUUGUUCUAGACUACUACGACAUCAAAAAAUUCAGGAGCAUGAACAAAAAAUCAGUAAUACUCACCACUCUGUUCCAAUCAACUGGUCAAGCUAAAGGCCUACAAGGGUUCAUAAACACAACCAUUAUGAACAACGGCGACGUCAUGUUUGGAUCUGCGGUUCCUGGAUCUGGCAUUUACUCUAAGCUUAUAGACUCUGUCGCCACACAUCCAUAUAACAUCUCGGUGCUUCAUAUUAGUAGCUCCAUAAGUUUAAUGAAUCCUGAUGGUCCUUCUUUUAGUGGUUCAUCAUCUACACCACUUCCUCCACAACCUCCUAAUGAUGAUGAUUAUGAAUUUGACGAGCCACCAUCCCCACCUUCCUCUACUACUAAGCCCGUUGUUGCUGAUGCUACUGCCGCUACUGCUAAGCCACCUUCUGCUGCUACCGCUAAGCCACCUUCUGCUGCAAAAGCCAACUCAACAAGUGGGGUUUCAGCGAUUAGUACUCCUAACUUUGCGUCUGCGUUCGUGGUCUCAUCAUUUUGGUUGUUCAUGACGGUCUGGUGAUGUGAUGGUUAAGACUUGACGGCGAUGAAUAACAGAAUGCAAGAAUCAAAAAUAUCAGAUCAGCUUUUUGAGAGCCAGAAAAAAAAGAGGAGAUUGGAAACAAAGCUUUUUCACCCAAAACACAAAGAACACUUCAAGCUUCAGAAGUUCUAUGGAAUAAGGCAACAAUAUCUCUAGAAGAAAUAAAGUGAUUGAUGAUUCAAUAAGGAUAGAGGAAGUUGUAAAACUCAAAAGUUCUUUAUUUAUUUGGAUGCUUGGAUAAGUUGUAAGAGAUUUCAAUUGGAAGCCAAUAAAGAAAACACAAACUUGCAAGGCUUUUCUUACUACAAAUGAUUCAUUGUUGUUUGGUUGCAUUAUCCGAAACAAUUUUUUUAAAAUCGAUUUAAAUCAUCAUAAAUCAAUUUAAACUGUUUAAAAUCAGUUUAAUUCGACCUAAACUAGUUUUAAUCUGUUAAAUUAAAUAAUAAUACUACAAUAAAUCUCAAAUUUGUCUAUUUUGGUUUCAUAUAUCUAAUUUUGAUAAUUCAUCAAAAAUAAUUUUAUAACAAGAACCAAAACUUAAAAUAUCUUAUAUAAUAAUAUAAAUAUUUAAUACACAAAAUAAAUUAAUAAUUUGUUAACGCUCAGGCGACAUCAUAAUUAAUAUAGUUGCUAGUCUUUCUAUCUGUCUACCAAUCUUUUUAAUAUUGAUUACAUGUAUAAUCAAAGAAACAAAGGAAUGCAACACUAGAUUAAAGAUGUUUAUUACUUUAAGCUAUGAAAAGGCAAAAGCACCACAAGAACAUGAAGCACAUUUGACAUCCAUGUCUAUCCCCAAAACCAGACAACAAAGUCUUCAAAGACAAGGAAACAAAACUCAGGCGCUAUACAUGCAUAGUGGCUUUGAUUAAAGGGAAACCAAAAAC
This is a messenger RNA of Brassica rapa (field mustard), 1759 nucleotides long. RefSeq names its product fasciclin-like arabinogalactan protein 14. The record is from RefSeq and is a predicted model, not a curated record. Gene Ontology annotation, cellular component: plasma membrane. NCBI's taxonomy places the organism in Eukaryota, Viridiplantae, Streptophyta, Magnoliopsida, Brassicales, Brassicaceae.